UUUUUAGAAUAGAGGAAGGCAAAGUAGUAGCCAACUAAAAGAGAAGCAAAAAGUCCCUCAAAGCUGACCGUUGCCAUAGAAACAUCUUAGCGUGGUUCCUGCGAGCUCCGGUUGUAGGUGGAAAAAGUGAAGCCGGACGGGAGGACAUAGCGCCGCUUGAGGUGUCUGCAUUUUUGUGAGAUUAUAAAUAUACCAUGGAAGUUAACAAAACUAACUCAAGAAGAAAGGAAGAGUAUGUUCAAAAUUCCAAUUUACGUCAACUGGAAGCCUCAAAUCUUCCUUCGAAUGCUUGGCAUUCUGAGGUGACAGUGUCAGUGACGGGUGAACCACCUAGUGCUGUAGAAAAAGAAAUAGCCAAAGACACAGACAUAGACAUCAUUCCGGAAGUCAUAGAGCCACUCUCCAUUGUAGAUGUGCUGAGGAUUUCGGCAGUUCUGGAGGAUACCACAGACCAGCUGUCUAUUCUAAAGUAUAUCAUGCCAGUUCAGUAUGAAAUAAAACAAAGCACCAGCAUGAAGAAAAUCAAAGAAAUGAAUUUAGAAGAAAAAAGCUUGGACCAACUUCCAGCGGUCUCAGGAACCUCAAAAAUACCCAGGGCAUUCUUACUUAAAGAAGAACCCAAGUUGCCAGAAAUCAGACAAGGAGGCGAAUUUGCCAACCAGUUUAACAAAAUGCAAGAUCUUUUCUUUAAAAAUCCUGCAAGGGAGACCAUAAUGACUACGGAGACACUGAAGAAAAUUCAGAUAGAUAGGCAAUUUUUCAGUGAUGUGAUUACAGAUACCAUGCAGGAGUUGCAAAAUUCAGGCACUUUCACCAGUCUCCUGAAAGCGUUAAGCAAGGAGAGGGAAAACAAAAUGCAUUUCUAUGAUAUCAUUGCCAGGGAAGAAGAAGGAAGAAACAAAAUAAAAUCUCUUCAAAAACAGUUUCAUAAUGUCAAAAAAGAACGGCAAGUUGAAAUUCAGAGUCAGAAUGAAUAUAUCGCCUACCUCAAGGACCAGUUGCAAGAGAUGAAGGCAAAAACCAACAUGGAGGACCGUUAUAUGAAGAAAAAUACUGAGCUGCAGAUUUCCCAGACCCAGAAAAAAUGUAACAAAACAGAGGAGCUCUUGCUGGAAGAGAUUGAGAAACUAAGACUGAAAACCGAAGAAGAGAACCGGAUUCAUACGGAGAUUGAAACGUUCCUCAAAAAGGAGCAGCAGAAACUUGAAGAGAAACUAGAAUUCUGGAUGGAGAAGUAUGAUAAAGACACAGAAAUGAAACAGAAUGAACUGAAUGCUCUCAAAUCUGCUAAGGCCAGUGAUUUAGCACACCUUCAAGAAAUUGCAAAAACGCUAAGGGAGUAUGAACAAGUCAUCAUUGAAGAUCGUAUGGAAAAGGAGAAGAGCAGGAAGAAGCAAGAAAAUGAUAUCUUGGAAUUAAAGAGCAUCAUAAAGCUCCAGGCAUGGUGGCGAGGCACUGUGGUACGGAAGGAAAUUGGCAGCUUCAGGAUGCCUAAGAAGGACAUAGAUGAUAGCAAGGAUUCAAAAGGUAAAGGUAAAGGUAAAGGUAAAGGUAAAGAAAAAGAUAAGAGAAGAGGCAAGAAAUAGUGACCAAGCAUCUUCUGUCUUCUCCUCUCGUAUCCUUGAGGAGGAGGAUCUGAAGGAGGAAGAAACGUUUUAUCAUCAGAUAACUCACCUAUAGGUUGUUUCUUAUUCGGACAUUCCCACGUGUGGCCUGGCUCGUUCACUUGGCCUGUUACCUUCGUUUUCAAACCCUGAAUUAGGAUUAUACCGUUGAUUUAGGGCUUCUUCAUAUUUUGAAAAAAUUUUGCUGAAAAGAAGUAUUUCUAGGAGCCUUGUGAAGAUUCCUCUUGCUCUUUCUUGCCAAGAAAAAGUUCAUGGGCUUGGCUACAGUGAUGCAUUAAAACUUCAGUCAUUCCUGUAAAAGAUCUGAUUCUGAUUUUAUUCAACUGGUUUAUAGUGAAAAACCUCUUAUGAGCAAAAUUGUUCAGUAGGAAUUACAAAAUGACGUUUAUCAAGUGUCUAGCAUAAUAUAUACACAGUGAAAUUUUAAGAUGAUCACUUUAGUUUUUAUUGGGGGGUGGUAGCUGUUAUACGUAUCUUAUGAUAUAUAUCUUAUAUAUAACCUUAUAUAUGUGAUAUAUGUAAUCUCAUUAUAUAUAUACAUAUCUUAUAAGCUAUUUCAGCUCCUUUUCUGGGGAAGAGGUAGGAAUAUAAAUUAUAAGAUAGAAAUGAGAUGUUAGGCUAACCCACAAAUAGUAAAGACGGGUGACACAGCUCCACAGGAAGACUAGUUUGGAGAUAUUUUUGAUAAGUGAGACCCUAGGGUCUAUACCUACUUUGCUCACUCAACAAUUCUCACCUUAUGGGGUAUAAAACUAAGAGACAAUGUGAAAAUACUUAACCUGUGCCUGGAACAUAAAGCUGUCACUCUCUAUUCCCCUAAAAAAGAAUGAGCCCACUGGGUCAUUCUUGUUUUGAUUAAUCAAAAUAGAAUGUCUUGGGAUGCUAAAGCUUUCUCUACAGCACAGUUGGUAAUUUCUGAAAUUAAAAACUGUCCAUAUGUGUCACAUAUAUUUCAUGAGUUAAGCUUUAUAUCUAACUCCAAAUACAGGGCAAAAUGGGUAUCUAUACUUCCUUUGAAAAGUA
Messenger RNA from Rhinolophus ferrumequinum (greater horseshoe bat), 2648 nucleotides. It is a transcript of the gene IQCG, whose product is annotated as IQ motif containing G. Gene Ontology annotation, cellular component: cytoplasm; sperm flagellum. Lineage: Eukaryota; Metazoa; Chordata; Mammalia; Chiroptera; Rhinolophidae. The transcript is spliced from 11 exons. The record is from RefSeq and is a predicted model, not a curated record. Gene Ontology annotation, biological process: sperm axoneme assembly; cilium organization. The coding region runs from base 195 to 1586 and encodes 463 amino acids. Gene Ontology annotation, molecular function: protein binding.